UAUUGAAAUCAUUCUUAAUAGUCCACCACUAUACCAAAAAAAGAAGGAAAAAAUUACGUGUAUCACUUCAUUACGCUACUAUUAAAAUACCAUACUACUAUAUAAAUCAUUAACCAAAAUUUAUGAUCCAUCCAUGUCCACAAUUCCCUUUGAAACCAUGGUUUUAUCAAAAGAACAUCUAGUUUCAUUUUCAAUCACCUUCCUUCUUUGUUUCAACUUGGUAAAUUCUCAAAUCCUUGGUCCAAUAUUAUCCCCAAUACUCCCUCCAAUAUUAUCCCCAUUAGUCCCUGACCUCUUAAAUUUUUUAGAUCAAAGACUUGCUAUAGUUUUCCCAAUCAUUCAAGCCUUCAAAAACACAAUAACAUCUGACCCAUUAGGAAUAACCUUAACAUGGGUUGGUCCAAAUAUAUGCAACUACAAAGGCUUCUACUGCGACAACCCGCCGGAUAAUCUCUCGGCCACCACCGUCGCCUCCAUAGAUUUCAACGGCUUCCAACUCUCCGCCCCUUCUCUUGACGAUUUCAUCGAUCAACUCCCCGACUUAGCUCUUUUCCAUGCAAACUCCAACAAUUUCUCAGGUACCAUUUCACCAAAAAUAGCAUCACUCAAAUACCUAUACGAACUUGAUCUUAGUAACAAUCUUCUCUCAGGAACAUUUCCAUCUUCGAUCCUAAACAUGCCAACACUUUCAUUUUUAGACAUUAGGUACAACCUCUUCACUGGAACAGUACCUCAACAAAUCUUCAUAAAAGAAUUGAGUGCAAUUUUCCUCAACAACAACAACUUUCUUCUAACACUUCCCAACAACAUAGGCGAAACAACAGCUUCUUAUCUAACUUUCGCUAACAACAAAUUCACCGGUUCAAUUCCUAGUACCAUAGGAAAAGCCUCAUCAACAUUACUCGAAGUUUUAUUACUAAACAACCAAUUAACAGGUUGUCUUCCAUAUGAAAUAGGGUUCCUUAAAAACCUCCAACUUUUCGACGCAGGUAACAACCUUUUAACAGGUCCAUUACCGUUUUCUUUAGGGUGUUUGAAGAAGGUGGAACAGUUAAACUUUGCUAGGAACAUGUUGUACGGUCAGGUUCCGGAAGUGGUUUGUUCGUUGGGGAAUUUGGAGAAUUUAACGUUGUCUUAUAACUAUUUUAAUAGAGUUGGACCGUUGUGUAGGAAGCUUAUAAAAAGUGGUGUGCUUGAUGUGAAGAAGAAUUGUAUUUUUGAUCUUCCUGAUCAGAGACCUAUGGAGGAUUGUGUGAAGUUUUAUGCGGUUCCAAGAACUUGUUUGGGUUCUGGGUCGUUUACGGUUAUACCAUGUCAGCUUCCAAUGAAACCUAGAGGGGGUAAUAAAAGACGUUUGUUGUCAUAUUCUGCUCUUGAGAGAAAAAGAGUUGAUUUGUAACUCACUUUAGAUUAAACAUUUUAGCUUAAUCCAAUUGUGGACUUGUGGUGUAUUGUGCAUAGCAAAAUCUUGAUCAUUGCUCAAUACUAACUAACUUGAUACUAUUUUGGUUAAACAAUUGAAUAAAAAUUGGUAUGUAUAGUUGGUAGUGAUAAAAUAGGAGUACUUCAUAGAGAGCUUCCAAAUAUGCGACACGUUUUAAAGAUUUGUGACCUGAACAUUUACUAAUGUCAACCCUAAUGAUCAUAUUAAUUUGUUGCAUA
This is a messenger RNA of Medicago truncatula (barrel medic), 1662 nucleotides long. RefSeq lists its product as uncharacterized. Gene Ontology annotation, molecular function: protein binding. The record is from RefSeq and is a predicted model, not a curated record. NCBI's taxonomy places the organism in Eukaryota, Viridiplantae, Streptophyta, Magnoliopsida, Fabales, Fabaceae. Bases 134 to 1399 code for a protein of 421 amino acids. The transcript has a single exon.